Messenger RNA from Exophiala oligosperma, 1824 nucleotides. RefSeq lists its product as uncharacterized. Gene Ontology annotation, cellular component: membrane. The record is from RefSeq and is a predicted model, not a curated record. The transcript has a single exon. Gene Ontology annotation, biological process: polysaccharide biosynthetic process. NCBI's taxonomy places the organism in Eukaryota, Fungi, Ascomycota, Eurotiomycetes, Chaetothyriales, Herpotrichiellaceae. Bases 157 to 1761 code for a protein of 534 amino acids. Gene Ontology annotation, molecular function: acyltransferase activity, transferring groups other than amino-acyl groups.
GGCACAGGUCUCUCUUUUUUCGAACCUUGUUAUGCAGGCCUUUUCCUGCUCACGUUGCACAACAGUCUCAAAGCAGGUCGCCUCCAACUCUUGGGUUUUUGCUCUUGUUGGGUGUUGGCAUCCCGCGUGCAAAGACUUGUCUCGUUUGUGCCCAAGAUGACUUACGAGGACCAACGGGCUCUCAAGGAGCCUUUGAUCUCAGAGAAGGAAGAGCACCUGGACAAAGAUGAAGGCAUCCUAUCCCGCCGCUCUCUUCGAGAGGCGAACAAACAAUUUGUGCUCAAGUCACUCUCAUCGCUAAGACCAGCGCAUCUCUACAGACUCGGCAAGAGGUUCGCCUACGCGCUGACGCCCCAGCUGGUCCGUACGUACGUCUGGGAUGAAAAAGCACCAAAAUCCAAGGUCUUUCCCACCAGCUACCUCAAUGGAUUGCGAGGAAUGGCAUCAGUCAAAGUCUUCACCUUCCAUUACACACACUUCUACAGCGAUUCCACGACCGCCGCAUGGGGCGUCGACGAACACCACAAGUACUUUCUGGAGUUGCCGAUAAUUCGAUACUUCUACGCGGGCACGACCGCCCAUGUCUUCUUCGGAUGCGCUGGUUAUCUGACCACGCUCCGACUUGCUCAGCAAAUGGACAAGCAAGAUCCCGUGUCGAGGGCCAAAGUGCUCGUCAACGUUUCUGGGGCUCUCUUCCGCCGAGCCCUCAGACUGUACCUGCCAACGCUCAUCAUCACGUUCAUCACCACCCACUUUAUCUACUUUGGCCUGUACGAGCAGAACCGAGAGUACUUCGGUGACAAGAAGCUGUUCCCGGGACCAUUCUAUGAACCACGACCCAAACAGUACCCGACGUACUACGAGCAGCUCCACAACUGGGCUCACGAGAUGAUCAAACUGAGCGACAUCUUCCAGUAUGGCUACAGACCCGAGCACGACUGUCAUCUGUGGUCUAUCUUGGCCGAAAUGCAAGGCUCUCUGCUAAGCUACCUGAUCAUGAUCGCGACUGCUCAGUGCCGACACCACAUCCGUCUCGCGGUCAUGUGUGUCAUGCUCUUCAUGCUCUUUCUCUGGAAUCGAUGGGACAUUUGCGUCUACAUUCUCGGCGGAAUCGUCGGGCAAGUGGACGCCAUUCUGAUCGAGAGGGAUCAACAGAAGAAAAUGACACUGAGUCCGGAAAGUCCGGUUGUAUCGACUUUCGCCGAGUCGGGCAAGAUGGCCACUGCCUUGUCUCGAUUCCGGGCGACGCCGCAUUCCGUUCUCAGCAUCAGCGGCUACUUGGUAUCUUUCUACCUCAUGUCCUACCCUACGUGGGGCUAUGGGUCAAAGGCUUUUGGAUACCAAACGCUCAACAAGUUCAUUCCUCCUGGUAUGGCGAUGCCUGAAAAGUUCUACCCGGUCAUCGGCACAGGAUUGCUUCUCUUCAUGCUUGCUCGUUCUGAUCCCAAGACGUCGGUCUGGAGGAGGCUCCUGAACACCGAUCUGUUCGCCUAUCUGGGCAAGGUGAGCUUCGCGCUGUACCUACUUCAUGGUCCUAUCCUCCACGGCAUCGGCUAUAUGAUCCCUCACUAUAUUUGGUGGUCGUUUGGCGUACAGGGAACCGAAGUAGGCGAUAUCCCGUGGACGGUGGCCAUCGUCACCGGGUGGGCAAUCGGUCUCGGCAUGUGCCUUUGGGCCGCUGAUGUGUGGUCUCGCGAGGUCGAGGGUCGGUGUACCAAGGUUGUGAAGAAGCUGGAAGACUUUUGUUUCGUCAAGGCCUAGCGCUCUGAUGUCGUUCGUAAAUGCUUCUCUUUUAUUGUAGCUAUGACGAAGAUUGUAUUUAGC